AUGCCAUGCAAGAAAAUGGAUACCGAAAGAUCACAAUGUGCGGAACACAUCACACAGACUGGACACGAGAUCAAUUGGAAGGCAACAGAAAGAAGGGCCCCAUACAAUGACAGCACAAGGAAGCGGAAGAUUGGGGAGGCCCUUGACAUCCUUAAGGGAAGAAAUCUAACAAACGCGAAGGCAAUUCCUGAUAUAUGCAAGCAUGGGCAUCAAAAUCUAGGCGCUCUGCUGGGUGAGACGGCAGUGUACGUGCUUCUAACGCCUUGA
Messenger RNA from Protopolystoma xenopodis, 267 nucleotides. The record is from the annotation of a GenBank genome assembly. Lineage: Eukaryota; Metazoa; Platyhelminthes; Monogenea; Polystomatidea; Polystomatidae.